CUCUGUGUGGCGCAGACCGGCUUUCGGCGUAGCUCUGGAACCCCUUGUGGUUGAAACUUUUGUAUAAUCCGGAAUGACUGGUUGAAGUAAUUGAUCGGAUAAAAAACCUUCGUAUUCGAAUAGCAAGGGCUAAAAUGUCUACCUCUUCUACUACGUUUUCCGGCCUGGCGAGGAAAUUUACAUAUAUAAAGCGCAGUGGUUUGCUAUGGUUUAUCGGUGUCGUAGCGCUGAUGCUGGUGGCCCACAUGACCCUGGCCAGAAUGCAAAGCACAAACUCCUGGAACCUUAUCAGUGAGAACCGCCUUUCCUUGCCGCCACCAGAAAACGCGCAUGUUUGCGGCGAAACGUGCCUCGAAACAUUUAUAGACGAAUUUAUUUUAGCCGACACGAAUUACGAACACGGCGCAGCUGAGGAGGCAGCAGCCUUAGAUGACAGGAAACAGGAUGAGGCGACGGACGAGAAGGACGAGACGGAAGAAGAAGAAUUCAUCAUGCCGACCCGAGGGCGAGACAGUAGCAAAAACAUCUACAAGAAGGAUACAGUGCGAGAAGUAACCUGGACGGAGGAGAUGUCCAAGGCGCGAGAGGCUGUGCUGGAGGCGCGUCGCAGCGAAGUCGAGGAGCGAUGCCGGAGCUUGAACAACAGCGUCUUCUUGCCGUCUAAGGAAUCGGUGUACAAUGUUCUCCGCUGGGUCACCGAGCACGACUUCGUGUGGUGCCCCAUCUUCAAGGCCGCGUCAACAUCGUGGGUCAAGAACCUCCUGCUUUUGGCCAAAGAGAAAUUCGUCGACAUGAGUCUCCACGGAAGAGUCCGGGAGCUUUACCCGCCGCCGGAGACCGAAUCGGAGAAAAAGAAGGUUCUGGAAGAAGACUUGAAGCUUAUGAUUGUAAGGCAUCCGCUGGAACGUCUUCUCUCGGCUUACAGGGACAAGAUGCUAAGGAUAAGACGACCCAACGACCCUUUCCGUCUGAUGCAGCUGGACAUCGCCAAGCAAUUCCCGGAUCCUAAUCCUCAGCCCCCGGCGCCCCUGACGUCCGCCUCGGGAGAAAAAGAAAUCCAUCCAUCCUUCACGCAGUUUCUGCUGAAGGUGCAGUACGACCUUCGAAAACUUUGGAGGAAGAAGGGCAAGUCGCAGGUCAACCUCCACUGGCGGCCGUUCUGGUUCGUGUGUUCCCCGUGCGAGAUUCAUUACGACGUGAUCGCACACGUCGAGACCAUGGAUGUAGAUAACGAAUACGUUAUUCACAAACUCGGCCUCCAAGACGUCUUAGUGAAUGCGCACACUCAUGCCUCGAACUUCGACGCCUACAACGACACCAGCGCGGCGUCGAAGGACUACUUCCGCCUGGUGCCUUACUCUCUCCUGAAGGACAUCGUGCGCCUCUAUCAGCCAGACUUCACCCUCUUCGGCUAUUCCCCCGACGCCUACCUCAAGCUGGCCUGGCGAGACGACCGCUGAUUGUCGUCACUGCAUAGUUUAUUAUCAUUUUGUGAUAUUUUUCUCACGUUGUUGAUCAUGAUUUUCAUGUAGCAUAGAAUCACCAUUAGCUUUCAGUGCGUUGUGUAUCAGUUUAUAGUUCUUAUUUUACGUUUUUUUUUAUACAGUAUUGGUCUUGGAGAUAUGAGAACAGUUGUAUUAUGUCGGCGGUUGAAGUGACAAUACACGUCUAAUCACCAAUACUUGCCAGGUCGGACGUGGGCAAGGCACUAAUUUUAUAGUAUUCAUAUGAAACGCCCCCUUA
This is a messenger RNA of Penaeus indicus, 1743 nucleotides long. Its product is annotated as carbohydrate sulfotransferase 11-like. Gene Ontology annotation, molecular function: sulfotransferase activity. Gene Ontology annotation, cellular component: membrane. NCBI's taxonomy places the organism in Eukaryota, Metazoa, Arthropoda, Malacostraca, Decapoda, Penaeidae. The transcript is spliced from 6 exons. Gene Ontology annotation, biological process: carbohydrate biosynthetic process. The record is from RefSeq and is a predicted model, not a curated record. The coding region runs from base 135 to 1460 and encodes 441 amino acids.